Molecule: messenger RNA, 870 nt
Organism: Nothoprocta perdicaria
Lineage: Eukaryota; Metazoa; Chordata; Aves; Tinamiformes; Tinamidae
Gene: MRPS17
Product: mitochondrial ribosomal protein S17
Exons: 3
Coding region: 65-481 (138 amino acids)
Biological process (GO): mitochondrial translation
Cellular component (GO): ribosome; mitochondrial small ribosomal subunit
Molecular function (GO): structural constituent of ribosome
Source: RefSeq, a predicted model, not a curated record
UCCGCCUGCGCUUCUUUAAGGCCCGUGAGGCGCCGUGGCGGCGGCACUGGAUGAUCCUACCUAAAUGAUGUCUGUACCACGUGGAGCUGUCCAUGCAAAAUGGAUAGUAGGGAAAGUAAUAGGAACCAAAAUGCAGAAAACUGCUAAAGUCAGAGUGACCAGACUGGUGCUAGAUCCUUACUUGCUAAAGUUCUUCAACAAGCGAAAAACGUAUUUUGCCCAUGACCCAUUGCAGCAGUGUGUUGUUGGAGACAUUGUUCUUCUGAAAGCUUUGCCUGAGAGGAGGAGCAAGCAUGUGAAACAUGAACUGGCUGAAAUUGUUUUCAAGGUUGGAAAUGUCAUAGAUCCAAUAACAGGAAAACCCUGUGCAGGAACCAGGUUCCUUGAAAAUUUGUCAGAUUCAGAAAAUCUGACAGAGGCAGAUACUACCUAUUUAAGUGAAAAACUCCAGGAACUUAAAGUUUGUUCAACAGAUAAAUAGAAGGAAAACACUUGGAAGGCUUUUGACUGAUCUGUGGGAGGGGCAUUUGGGGCCCAGUUGUUGUAUGUAACAUGUUCUAAUGAUCUUUGGAGUCACAAUAAAUAGUAAAUAUAGUUCUUCUAAAACUGGAUGUUAAAGUUGAACUCCUCAAGUUUCUAAUGAAAAUAGAGAAAAUGUCAGUUAAGUGUUGAGUUAACACUUCCUCUUCUUGCAUGUAGUUUUUCCAAGUUCUUGAUAGUUUCAGAUGUCAGCUGUUCACUUAGAAUGGCUCUUCUCUAUUGAGAAAUAAAGAACAUAACUAUAUAAUGUUUAAAUUGCGGGGGGGAGGGAAAGUCUGUAUUUGUUCUGUAUUUCAGGCAGUCUUUGUUUGGUUGGUAUACUUAAAACAA